Messenger RNA from Nestor notabilis (Kea), 1553 nucleotides. RefSeq names its product Leber congenital amaurosis 5-like (gene LCA5L). The transcript has 6 exons. Gene Ontology annotation, cellular component: axoneme. Lineage: Eukaryota; Metazoa; Chordata; Aves; Psittaciformes; Psittacidae. The record is from RefSeq and is a predicted model, not a curated record. Gene Ontology annotation, biological process: intraciliary transport. The annotation marks the transcript as partial.
GAGGAACAAAAUUGCCAGCUGAGAAGAUACCACAUCAAAAUUCUUCAUCUUUAAGCCUGCAGAGUAGUAUGAUUUCCCAGAAAAAAAAUACAGUGGCUCAGCGAAUAUCAUCAGCAAAAGUUCACAAAAUUAAAGAGCUGAAGAAUGAAAUAGUUGACUUACAAUGCAAAUUAGAGGCAUCAAGCUUAGAAAACCACAUUUUGAAAGAGAUUCAGUAUCGACACUUGAAAGCAAUAGAUAGAUAUGAAAAUUUAGAAAGUAACUUGCAGGAUCUUUUAGCAAGUCACUAUAAUGAGGUGAGAACUUUAAGGAAAAGCCUGAGGAUGUCUCAGGAGGACGAGAGAAAUUCAUCCAGGAAGCUCAGAGAAGUUGAAGCAGAGCUGCUAAAAGCUAAAGGUGCUUUGCAGACCUUGCGUAUGCUUUCGGAAGACAAAACUCUCACAGAGAGAGAGGAACUUGAUCACAGAUUGUCAGUCCUUACAGAAAAAAUCGAAGUGAAUGAUAAGAGAAUACAGAGCCUGGAAAAGCAGCUGAAGUUGAACAAUAGCAGCUUUAGUCGUCAGCUGGCAAAUGAGAACAGAAAAGCUCUGGAAGCUGGGAUAAUUACAAAGACCUUGCAAAUGGAAAUUAACUCUCUUCACCAGAAAAUUAAGGAAAAAGAUCGGCAACUUUAUGUAAAAAAUAUCUAUGCAAAUCCGAUGCCUAAAAUCCCAAAAGGCAAAAGAGAUUCAGUACCUCAUGGGAAAAGUUUCAGUAUACACAGAUCAGUACAAGUAGAUAAACAGAGUUUUAGACCACUGCUGCUAUCAGAGUACAAAGUUCAGGAAACAGAAACCAGUCCAGUUCAGCUAACAAAGGAGAAAACAUCUUCAGAAGAUAAAAGUCAAAAUGCUGAAGCAAAUGAAGUAUACACAGAUGCCCAAUGUAGAACAGAAAAACAAUCAACCAAGAAAAUACCAGAGCCAGAAACUUUUAAUAGGACACCUAGAGACUAUUUAGGGGAGGGCAGACAACUGAUAGAAGAACACAUUUGUCUGGAAUUUAUGAAAGAAGAAAAAGGGGCAGAUUUGUUUAAACAGGAGCUGAAAGAACUGACGGAAACUGAACAAACUCCUCUAAGUGACAGUAUAAAGGAGAACGAUCAAGAGGAAGAUGCAGCGGAAGAACAUGAGAAAGAAGAAAAAAAGCCAGAUGAAGAGCUAAAUAACACUGAGCAGCCAGGGAGUAAAGGUGUAACUCCAGGUCUAAGAAACAAAACCAUUAGGCUGAGGAAAUACGUAUUCUCAGAAGCCACAGAGAAUUUGCAUCGUGGGCUUUUUACAUCAGGUACAAAAUCAAAACACAGCAGUCUUGGCAAGCACAGGCAGGACCGCAGUGGAGCAGCUGAAUCAAAAGUGAAAAACUCCUUUGGGCUGUACGAACCAUCUCCUGGUCUCGUCACCCAAAGAAGGCAGAAGGACAGUUCCACUGAAGCAGGAGGCCGCACUCGUAUGACAUUUGCUGAAAAGAAGCCAUCUUUAACAAACCAACUCUUUGGACCAGGCUGUUUUUGA